CGCAGCUCGCCGGCGGGAAGGCGAGCGCGCCCCGCAGCGCGGGAGGAUGGGCUGCGGCGGGAGCCGGGCCGAUGCCAUCGAGCCCCGCUACUACGAGAGCUGGACCCGCGAGACCGAGUCCACCUGGCUCACCUACACCGACUCGGACACGCCGCCCAGCGCCGCCGCCCCGGACAGCGGCCCGGAGGCGGGCGGCCUGCCCGCAGGUGAGCGAGUUCGGAGCCCGCAGAUGCCCGCACCUUCCCAAAGCCUGGCUGACCACAAGCUGUUUGCAAGCUUCCGCUGCCACCCUCUUCUUCCCUCUACAGGUGCACUGGAAGAUGGACUGCCCUCCAAUGCGAUGCCUCGAUCUGCAGCCCCAGAGAAGAAUAUGAACAGUGGCAUCCAGUGUCCAAAUUCCCAGAGCCUCAGCUCAGGCCCUCUGACUCACAAACAGAAUGGCCUGUGGACCACAGAGGCUAAAAGAGAUGUGAAGCGGAUGUCUGCAAAAGAAGUCACCAUUAAUGUUACAGACAGCAUCCGACAGAUGGACAGAAGUAAAAGAAUCGCGAAGAACUGCAUCAACUAGUGGAGUACCUGAAUAUACAAGCGGAUGACCUUCGCUAGGGUCCUUCACCAUUCGGGGUCCUGUCAAGGAAAGUUGGAGGAGUGGAUGCCACUUGGUGAACAUGGAUGCUGCAGAGCGCCUUGCAAAUCGAUGGUUUGACCAGGCAGCAAACAGCUGGCUUGAGCUGUUAGGACGUUCUCAGCUUCCUGUUUCUCACAUACAGUCCUUGUCUUGCACAGUCCUCAAAUACGUUAAUGACCCGCCAAGGUGCAGCUUGCUUUGCCUCUGUCCAGGCAAACCUCCUAUAAUUGGAUCUGCUGUGGACACAGUGAGUGAAAGGUACAGAUUGGAACACAAAACAGAAAAGCAAAAGCAGGAGAAGCUGGUUUGCUGGGGGAAAGAUUCACAAAGCAGUAUUGAGCUUUCCUGGCGUGAUAGUGUAGGGUUUCAGUAAGCUCAUUCUUUUCUUUUGCUGCCAUCACCAAUCUUGUUUUUUCACCUAAAAGCUGGCUUCCACCCAACUCUAAGCCCAGCUAUAUGAGAACCCACAAGCAAGAAAAACCAAGAAAAGUUCCUGUCAUUCACCCUGCUUCCAUAGCUCAGGAUAAGGGAUUAGAGUCAGCUUCACAGGCACUGGCUCCAGCAGCACCUAGGAAGUGGCCUCCUAGACAGGCCUCCUAUCUGGUAUCCAUACACUGGCUUCCCAUCCUGCACGCCAUGAUCCUUGUGGUCAGUGCACAUAACCUGCUCAGCCCAACAUGGCGUUUCCCCUCAUAACUCUGUAGUUCCCUUUCCUUGUCUUCUGCUAGAUUUUCUCUCUCCAUUUGGGUCAUUUGCAAUUGUAAUCAAAGAUAGGACACGGCUCACAGGAGGGAGGUGACGCAGGAACAUGUGGCAGCACACACAGCUUCCUUUUGGCCUCUCCAUACACAGCCUCAGGACUGUACUAUUUUGGUACUUGGAAAGUAAUCACUCUAGAAAGCCAGUACCUAGUUGAUGUGUAUUCACAUGCAUUUUGUUAAAAAGCAGGCAGCUUGCCAGGCAUCAAUAAUCCAAGUUACUCAGGCGGCUGAGAUCCGAGGAUCGUAGUUCGAAGCCAGCCCAGGGAAGAAAGU
Molecule: messenger RNA, 1662 nt
Organism: Perognathus longimembris pacificus (Pacific pocket mouse)
Lineage: Eukaryota; Metazoa; Chordata; Mammalia; Rodentia; Heteromyidae
Gene: Baalc
Product: BAALC binder of MAP3K1 and KLF4
Exons: 4
Coding region: 47-568 (173 amino acids)
Cellular component (GO): cytoplasm
Source: RefSeq, a predicted model, not a curated record